UUUGUCAACAAAUAUUUGUUUAGUGAACAUUUUAUUAUGUUAAUUCCAUCAUGCCUUAUAAAAUUAUUAGAACUGAUGCUGACGGUGGCGUGCCUGACGCUGCACCAGUACAGCUACGACCUGACCGACCUCACCACGCUCAUGCUGUGCUCCGGCACAUACGUCGGCUACCUCAUUGUGCUGUCUGGAGAAAUUAUUGGUGAAGCAGUAUCAGCGACGGCAGACCCGUACGUCAACGCAUGGUGGUCUGCCACAGGGGCCGCGCUGUUCGGUGCCAGCGGGGCACACUCCAUGUCGUGGUGGCGCGGCGUGCCCCCGUGCCCCAGGAAGACCUACGCGGGGGCCGCAGCCAUCGUUGCCAUGGUAACCGCCGGCGUCCUACUCGUAGAUACGUUGAUGUCCUUCUGCGAGGCUCACAGAGAUGAUCACAGUGAGAAGUGACGCUGAGGAUUACGUGGUAGAGAAAUGAUAAUAGUGUAUUAAAUGUUGUAUUUGGA
Molecule: messenger RNA, 497 nt
Organism: Aricia agestis (brown argus)
Lineage: Eukaryota; Metazoa; Arthropoda; Insecta; Lepidoptera; Lycaenidae
Exons: 3
Coding region: 37-441 (134 amino acids)
Biological process (GO): septate junction assembly
Source: RefSeq, a predicted model, not a curated record